Messenger RNA from Rhagoletis zephyria (snowberry fruit fly), 1173 nucleotides. RefSeq names its product sphingomyelin phosphodiesterase-like. Gene Ontology annotation, cellular component: lysosome. Gene Ontology annotation, molecular function: acid sphingomyelin phosphodiesterase activity. Lineage: Eukaryota; Metazoa; Arthropoda; Insecta; Diptera; Tephritidae. Gene Ontology annotation, biological process: ceramide biosynthetic process; sphingomyelin catabolic process. The record is from RefSeq and is a predicted model, not a curated record.
CGCGACAACCACCCCGACAUUGACUACAUCCUCUGGACGGGCGACAUUCCGCCGCAUGACAUCUGGAGUCAGACGAGAGACAGUCAGCUGGAGCUGAUCAAUGUCACGAGAGACAGUCAGCUGGAGCUGAUCAAUGUCGUUGGCAGUCUACUCGACCAGUACUUUGGCCACAUUCCCAUCUACCCGGUGGUGGGCAAUCAUGAGAGCUUGCCGAUGAACAGUUUUCCACAGCCAACGGCGGAGAUUGAGAACAAGUACACCAAAAGUUGGCUGUACGACAAGCUUUCCGAGUCCUGGCUACGAUGGCUUCCACUGGAGACGCAGGCGACCAUUGAAAAAGGUGCAUUCUUUGCUGCUCGCCCAAAGUCAGGCUUGAAAAUCAUCUCCUUGAACACCAACUUUUGCAACAACCAAAACUGGUGGAUUCUCCUCAACUCUACUGACCCUGGUGACCAGCUGCAGUGGCUGAUCAAGCAGCUCACUGAAUCGGAGGAACUUGGUGAAAUGGUACAAAUCCUCGGUCACGUCCCCCCGGGCAGCAGUGACUGCAUUCAAAUGUGGAGCCGCAACUACAACAGCAUCAUCAACCGCUUUGCGCACAUAAUCAAGGGCCAGUUUUUCGGGCACACGCACAAUGACGAGUUUGAAAUCUUCUACGAGGACGUCACGCCGAGAACUGACCAGACGUUCUUCUACGAUAAGACGUACAAGGCAACCAAUGUCGCCUACAUUGGCCCCUCCAUCACCACCUUUGGCAACGUCAACCCAGGAUAUCGAAUCUACACCGUCGACCCGUACAGCUUUGACCUGCUCGACCAUGAGACCUUCUUCCUCAAUCUGACUGCCGCCAAUGGCCAUCGAAACUCGCAGCAGCUGCAAUUUGAAAAGUCCUACUCGGCAAAGAAGGCCUACGGUCUGAAGAACCUUUCCGCGGCGGAGUGGCACAAGUUGGUGAUGCGAAUGCGGACGCCUCGUUCGAGUGAGGACCGCGUCAACGGGGCAGUGCAGACGGCGGAGAGACUCUUUCAGCAGUUCUACCGCUACUUCUACAACCGUAGCGACAAUGUGGGCGACAACCGGUGCGACGAUGAGUCCUGCAAGUACGAGAUUCUCUGCCGUCUGGUGACCGCCCUCUCACAGGACACCUCCAUUUGCCGGCACUUUCUCAUGUGA